AGCUGAAUCAAAAUGGUGGUAUUAAUAAAAACAGAAAAUAAAUAAAAUAUCAUUGAAUUGCGUGAAUUAAAUAUUCUCCCACUUGGAGUUACAUCUGUUAGCUCUGUAUUUUUAUUGAACACAGGUUUUAUUAUAGAGAGGCAAGGAGAGAAGUAAAAGAAAAAAAAAAAAAGGAGUAGGAUCAUCAGAAUCCAAGUUAAACCAGCAUGAAACUUGUGUAAGGUGGAAGAGGAGUUGAGGCAUAGCAUAGCAUAUCUCAUGGGCACCUUUCCCCAUCCCCCCACAAUACUCACUAGUUGGAUUUCUGCAUUAGUACUAUGCCAGUUUAUUCUGCGACUGACUGGCGUCAUUAUAUUCAUGUCAAAUCAUCAAAAGUAUAUUUAAUAAAUAUAUUAUUUUAUUAGAUUUAUUUAUCAUUUAAUUAUUUAUCAAUAGUGUGUUAUUACUAUAAUUCAUUGUACGGUAUGACGUACCUAAAAUAUCGUCAUCUAGAUCGUCGUCGUUGUCGUCUUCGUUGAUCAUCUGUAACAUUCAGCCUGAUCAACAGAAGAUUUAUCAUUAAUAUUAAUUUAAUUUUAUUGUUAAAAUAUUAAAUAUCAAUAAUGCGUCAUCAUAAUAGUGGAUAUUUGGUGCAUAAUGGAAGUGAUCAUCAUCGAGCUUAUUCAACAGAUGGUGAAGAAAGCCAUCCAGGUAUUCGAGAACCAUCUGAAUAUGCUGUUGUUCACAAAUCCCAUUCAAUGAUAAAACCAGUUGGAUCUGUUGAAAAAAAUCACAGAUCAUUGUAUGAUAAAGAAAGUGAAAAAAGACAUGGAUCAAGAAAUGGAAGAGGAUCUGAUUAUUCAAGAGAUUCACCACCAAAUGUUCAUCGUCAUAAUGGUUUUGGAUCAGAAAUUUAUGUUAGUAAUGGUGCAUACAGAGCUACAUCUGAUUUAAGUGCAAUACCAAGUUCAAAAAUUGAUGACAGAGCACCAAGUCAUUACAGUUAUGGCUCAGCAAGAUCUGGUGGUUCAACAAUUAAAACUAAAACAUCAAGACAUGGUGGUAUUGUUGUUGAAACAAUGUCAACACCAAAUCCAUUUUGUCCAAAUACAAAAGGAAUGUGUUGUUUAUUAUUAUUACUUAAUUUGGGUCUCAUUCUUGUGACACUUGGUUUUGUUAUUGUUGUACAAUUUUUUGAACCAAUUAUUGUUUGGAUUCUUGGUAUAGUAUUUUUAAUAUUUGGCAUGAUGACACUUGUUGGUAGUUUAAUUUAUUGUGUUCAUGUGUUUAAAAAUGCAAAACAUCCACAUGAAGUUAAUCCAGAAGAUUUAUAUUGGACAAAACAUUGGCAAGGACAUGUUGGUUCUGCUCCUGAGAUUCAUUAUAAAGCUGGUGAUAAAUAUCCAGAUGAUGGUGCUAGCGAUCGUUACAGUAAAUACUCGACAAAUUAUUCUGAUCGUCGUAGCAACAGAUACUAAAGAUUAUUUUCCUUUUUUUUUUUUUGAAAUUAAUUUAUUUAUAAAUAUAUAUUUACUAUUCGUUAAUUUUUAUUAUUUCUUUUUCAUUUUGAAAUUGACAAAUUACCAAAUAGUAUAUUAAAAAUAUUCAUUUAAAAAUAAUUUAUUUGAAUUAUUAUUAUUGUUUAGUAAUUAGUUAGUUAGUUUGUUUAUUUUUUAUUUUUUUUGUUUAUAUAACUAAUAGACUGGUCCAAC
Messenger RNA from Aphidius gifuensis, 1691 nucleotides. RefSeq lists its product as uncharacterized. Bases 603 to 1457 code for a protein of 284 amino acids. The transcript is spliced from 6 exons. NCBI's taxonomy places the organism in Eukaryota, Metazoa, Arthropoda, Insecta, Hymenoptera, Braconidae. The record is from RefSeq and is a predicted model, not a curated record.